Sinocyclocheilus anshuiensis is the source of this 5976-nucleotide messenger RNA. RefSeq names its product kinesin family member 20Ba (gene kif20ba). NCBI's taxonomy places the organism in Eukaryota, Metazoa, Chordata, Actinopteri, Cypriniformes, Cyprinidae. Gene Ontology annotation, biological process: spindle elongation; mitotic spindle assembly; microtubule-based movement. The transcript has 35 exons. The record is from RefSeq and is a predicted model, not a curated record. Bases 161 to 5359 code for a protein of 1732 amino acids. Gene Ontology annotation, molecular function: ATP binding; plus-end-directed microtubule motor activity; microtubule binding. Gene Ontology annotation, cellular component: nucleus; mitotic spindle; spindle microtubule.
GUACGCGCUCCCAGCAUCCUUUGCGGUUGCUCUCGCUUAUCCGAUUGGUGGAAUUUGAAAAUAAGUACGAGCGACAGUUUGAAAGAUGAGGCAAGACGAAUAAACAGCCGCCGAGUUAAAAACAAUAUAAUACACAUUACCCACUCACAGUCCUAGCAAUAUGAUGGAAUCAGGGCUAAAGGAUGAUAUGGUAAGACCGGAGAUGAUAGCUGCGGAAGAUUUAAGAAGAAAUCUGUCCUCAGAUUUCAGCGAGUGUUCAGAUUUCCAGGACCAGUCUGACCUGGAGAAGGAACAUUUGAAGGUGUAUCUUAGGAUAAGACCAUUUUCAUCAGCUGAGGUUGAGAAUGGAGAAUCACAGGACUGUGUGGCCAUUCAGACUCCAGAGACUGUGCUCUUCAAAGCUCCACAAUCAUCUCUUUCUGCCAGGCUCAGUGAUAAAUCAGUGCCAGUUACAGCUCAACGUUUCCAGUUCUCUCAGGUUUAUGGUCCAGACACUACCCAGAAGAAGAUGUUUGAUGGCACAGUGAAGGGUCUUGUGAGGGAUGUGCUAGAGGGACAAAACUCUCUGGUCUUUACAUACGGUAUCACCAAUGCUGGGAAGACCUUCACUUUUUUAGGUCCGGAUACUGAUCCAGGCAUCUUGCCUCGUUCCCUCAACAUGAUCUUCAGUAGUCUGGAUGGUCGCAUCUUCACCCAGAUGUGCCUAAAACCCCAGAGGUGCCGGGAUUUCAUCCGGCUCACCAAAGAUCAGCAAAAUGAGGAAGCAGUUGGCAAACGCAACCUGCUAAAGCUUUUUAAAGAGACUGAUGCACAGAAGAGUACAUCUUGCCAUAGCUUGAAGUCUGAUCUUGAAGAUGGUUCCACUCUAAGUGAUAUAAGCUCUGCAGUGAUUGAGAGGAGCUUAGCUGUGGAUCUGGAUAUACACACCAAGUUUUCUAUUUGGGUCUCAUUCUGUGAGAUCUACAAUGAGAACAUCCACGACUUGCUAGAACAGCAUUCAAACAAUGCUUCACGGAGAACCAACCUCCGUCUUUGUCAGGAUGUCAAAGGAAACUCAUUCAUCAAAGAUCUGAGAUGGGUGCAGGUGAGCAGUGCUGAUGAAGCCUUAAAAGUGAUGAAACUGGGCAAAAGGAACCAGAGCAUCUCCAGCACUAAACUCAACCUGCUCUCCAGCAGGAGCCACAGUAUUUUCUCUGUCCGGAUCCUGAAGGUGGAAGAUGUGGGAAUACCUAGUGUGGAGUCAGUUAGCGAGCUGGCGCUGUGUGAUCUGGCUGGAUCGGAGCGAUGUGCUAAAACACAAAAUAAAGGUGAACGGCUGAAAGAGGCAGGGAACAUCAACACCUCUCUACUCAGCCUGGGAAAAUGCAUCAAUGCACUCAGAAAUAACCAGCAGGCCAGACAGCACGUUCCAUUCAGAGAGAGUAAACUCACUCACUAUCUGCAGGGAUACUUUACUGGCCGGGGCAAAGCCUGUAUGAUUGUAAACAUUAACCAGAGUGCCUCCAUGUAUGAUGAGACGCUCAACGUGCUCAAGUUCUCUGCUGUAGCUCAAAAGGUGGUGGUUCUCACCACUAAGAGCAUUCCAGUGGUGGUGAAAAGGAGUGCCAGAGAGGUGUCCUUCAUUAUCAACAACGUUGAUCGACGGGAAAUGCGGCGCAGCUCGCUGGUGCAAUGGGACCCCAGCCUUGAGGAUGUCCAGGAAGAUUCUGACACUGAGGAGGAUGAAGAGGAAAGUGAAAUGGAGGACACCAUUCUGGAUGCUGAGGAAGAGGGGAAAGAGACUGUGCUGCUCGAUAGGGGGGUUUAUGAGGCCCAGCUGCAGUUUAUAGAGGAGAUUCAGCAGCAGUUGAGGAAGGAGAAAGCCGAACACUUAGCUCUCGAGGCAUGUGUUCGAGAUGAAGUUACAAAAGAAUUCUCUGAGUUGAUUUCGCAGAUGCAGGAAGAUUACAGUGAGCGCAUAUCUAGAGAGAGGGAACUGAUUGAGGAACGUUGUGAACGGAGACUGGAGAUUCUUAAAAACCUGGUGGGAAAAACAUCUGUGGAGGACGACAGCAUGAAUUCAGCUGCGACCAAAUCAGAGGAAGAGAACCAUGUCAAUGUAGACAGCAUUCUUGACUCUAUGAGCAGUGACCUGGCUGGAAUCAAACAGGAUGCCCAGGUUGCCCAGUCCUGCUUGGUGUCCUCUGACCCUAACGUCUCCGUGACACUGCUAGACCUUGAGAAAAAGGUCACUGAACUUUCAGAACUGCUCAGUGAAACUCAGAAUCAGCUGUCACUCAAAACACUGGAGCUGGAAACCCAGAGCAGACUGUCAGAUGAACUGGAGGAGGUGAAGAAGGCUCUGGAGAGCCACAAGCAAAGGGAAUGGGAGCUGAGUGAAAUGUGCAGACAAAAGGAUGAGAUGGUUUCCAAACUCCAAACAGCUCUUGACCAACAUGUAGAAAACACGGCUCAGGAUAGGACUCAAAUUGACUCCAUCAAAAAGGAGAUCAUCCAGCUUAAAUGCAAUUGUACCUGCUCAGAGCAGCGACCUGACACCUGGACUGAAACCAGAAAGCGGCGUCAGGAAAGGGAGGGGCUUGAUGGACAGCCCCCUCUCAAGAAAGGUUCCCUGGAGGACUCAAAAGUCCAAGAUGGUGUUCCAGAUAAUGGAUGUCAAGACUCCGCCCUUCUUGAGGUCAAAGGUCAGCUGGAGUGCUGCCUUGCUGAAUCCAAACAAAAAGACAAGCAGAUCACAGAUCUGGAGAAGGAGUGCCACACGUUAAAGGUUUGCAUUCAGGAUCUGAAGUCUAAACUGGAAGAAAGAGUUUCACAGGAACAUUUUCUGCAAGACAAGGUACAUCAGACAUCCUUAGAAACUAAAUCAGUGGUAACGGCAGUGGAUUGCAGCAAUUUGAAGGUAGAAGUUGUGUCCAAUUAUAGCAACACUACAGAACAUUUAAAAGGUUCUUCUCAAGAACUGGCUGCUGCCAAAUCACAAAUGGCUAAGCAAGAUCACGAACUGGGAGAGAAGAACAAACACAUCUUGACUCUUGAACAGGAAAUUACACUACUGCAACGGGAAGCAGAAACCUCCAGAAACAUAUUACCUGACUAUGAUGACCUCAAAAAAGUCAACUCUGACCUGCAGGCUGAGGUGACAACCCUUCGUGGGGUCAAAGCUGAACUAGAGAAGGCCAGAUGCCUUGAGAACGAGAAGGAAGAGCGAAACACAGCACAUCUGUCUAAAGAGGAGGGACUUGAAGACAGGGAGGUUGGGCUGACAAACCCUAACACUCUUGGAUCUAAAAACAGGGAGACCCAUAGCAAAAUAAACAUCACAAUGUCUGAAAAGGAAGCUGAGCUGGCACAGAGGGAGAAUGCCCUAGUGUCAAAGGAGGCUCAGCUCUUAGUGCUGCAGAAGAAGCUGAAGGAAGCGCAGGAGCUUCUGGAGGAGGAGGAGACGCAAGCUGUGCAGGAGGCGUGCAGGAGGGAGGCGGAGAGAAGGAGAGAGCUGCUGGCUGUGGCAGAGGAGGCCAUCGCUCAGAAAGAUGCAGAGCUACAGAAGAGACAAGAAGAGAUCAACCGGUUAAAGGAGGAGAUUAAAACUAGUGAGUGUAAAUUGAACAAUAUGGCUGUUGAUCUGCGCAGAAGGGAAGAUGAUUCAUCUGAUCUUCGGGAAAAACUCUGUGACUCAAAGAAACAGAUUCAGCAGGUCCGGAAAGAGAUCUCCUCCACGCGGGAUGCUGAGAAAUCUCUACGAAUGAAGCUCAGUGAUCUAGAAAAGACUAAAGCACAGCUCCAGAAUGAGAUCGCCAACAGGGACCGCGCCAUCAACCAGCUGAAAGCUGAACGAUCUUCUGAAUCGAAGUCAGAUGAGAAUCUGCUGCUCUAUCAGAAAGCAUGUAAAGAUUUGCAGGAGCGCGAGCGUGUUAUUGAAGACAUGCGUUUGGCUCUGACAGAACAGGAGGAAACGCAGACAGAGCUGGACCUGGAGCUGGACAACAGAGAGGCUCAGAUAAAUGAGCUCACUCAGGAAUUGAUGAGGUUGAGAGAAUUGCAACCUGAACAGAAGAACAGGAGAGAUUCCAGAUCAAUCUCUGAUGACGUUUUACAGGCCAGACAACAGACCACUCAGGCCCAGGAGAGCUUAAAGCUGGCCAAUGAAAAGCACCAGGCAGAGCGCAAGAAGUGGAUGGAGGAUAAGUUGGUUCUGAUUGGUCAGGCUAAAGAGGCUGAGGAGAGAAGGAACCAGGACAUGAGGCGAUACGCUGAUGAUCGAGAACGGCAUGCUCGCCAACAGGCCGAAAUGGAGUCUCUUGCCGCACGUCUUGCUGCUCGUGAGGAAGAGAUGGAAAGCUGGAGAAAAGAGAGAGACACACUCGUCUCUGCUCUGGAGGUUCAGCUGAAAAAGCUUAUCAUGUCCAAUGCAGAGAAAGACCAACAGAUCAAGAUCCUACAGUCCAGAAACACCCCCCAAACACCAGAGGAGGUCACUGAGGACAGCAGGACCGAGGCACUGCAGGCAGAGCUGGCUGCAAAGGAGGCAGAGAUCCAGAAACUAAAGGAACCGCUCCGUGUCAGCAUUAUAGACAGCAGCCUUCGUAGAAACUCAUCUACCCAGACAAUGGAAGAAGAAUUAUCCGACACGAAGCCUCUGAACACCAGUACACUUAAACGCACAAGCAGAGCCAGGGGAUCUGUCACCAGUCAGAGUUCGUCCGGUAGCUGUCCGCUGGUGCUAGAUUCGUCAGAGAUCUCCACGGAAACAGGCAGAUGUUCCAGGUUUCCGCAGCCCGAGAUGGAAAUUUCCUUCAGCCCUCUGCAGCCGGAUCGGUUCGCUCUUAAGCGGCAGGGUGAAGACUCCGCUGUUACUGUAAAAAUCUCCCGACCCACACGCAAGAGGAAGAGUGGAGAGAUGGAGAAGAGGAAAGGAGGCAGGAGCAGCGUGGUGAAAAAGAAUGCUUUCUCUGAACCCAGUGCUCAGGAUGGGGUGGAAAGUGAGAACAUCAGGAAUACAAGGAGUAGAAUGACUCCUCGCCUAACGCCUCAUCAGGAAGAGCCCUCUAAUUACCAGAAGUCAAACCAAAAAGGAAAAAAAGACAAAACCAUCCAGAAGAUUGGAGACUUUCUUCAGGGCUCUCCUACCUUUCUUGGAAGUAAAGCAAAGAGGAUCAUGGUAUUGAUGAGCAGAAAGUCCCCUGAUGGUGGGGCGAUGUCUCUAAAACACAAAUCCAAACGUGACAAACAAAAGCAUGACAGACCAGAUAUCUCCUCCCCAAUGAACAUACCAGCCCAUCAGAUCAUUGGCCGGAAUCCAGAGGAGAAAGAAAGUGAAAACCUUAUCAAGAAACGUCUUCGCACUAGAAUUGUGAAAUAAGCUGAAGGGAAAUGUAUUUUUAUUCUGUAUUUUGUAUGUUUUUUUUGGUUUUUUUUUUUUUGUAUUUUAAAUCGACUCCGUUUUUAAAAUCUUUUUUUUUUUUUUCUGAUGCACUUUUCAUUUACAAUAUCUAUUAUGUAUUAGUUAAAUUCUCUUUUUACUUUUUAGCAAAUAUGGCACAUCAUAUAUUAUCCUGGAAAUAAAUGUACACUAGUGCCGCUUUUAUUGGCAAGUUGAGAUGAUGGACAGUUUUCAUAAGCUCAUGUAUGGAAGAAUGAACUAAUUUUUGCUGCUCAAGUUAGAAUGGAAGUUCAGAAAUCACUACUGCACAUUUCUGACACAAGCUGUACGUUUAAACCACCGUUAUUCGUUUACAUUGUGCUUAUGCUGCCCUGUAUUUAAAUGCAAAUCUGUUGUUUCCCACUAACCACUUUCUACUUUUCAAGAUAUAAAAAUGCACACACACAAAAUAUAGCACAAAGUAAAACUUCAUGGGUUAUUGUGAUUUUAAUUUUUCAUCCCACUCUUCAACCUUCUUUUGUUCCUGUGUGUAUCACCCUGUCACAAACCAUUAAUAUGUGCCAUUCACAUGAUAAAGACUCUCCAUUACCACAUCA